UUUUCCAAAACCUCUCUCUCACCACAACAAAGACAUUUUGCUUUUUUGCAACCUUUUUUUAACUCCAAAAUCAUUCUCUUGUAACUUCUCUUCAAACCUAAAAAACGUUCUUCCCUAAAGCAAAAACACACAUACACACACAUGGAUUCUCAGGACCACAACAAUGCACAACACUCACCAGGAGGAGGUAAGAGCCACGUCUGCAGUAAAUGUGGUUGGAAUUACCCAAAUCCACAUCCUAGUGCUAAAAACAGGCGUGCUCACAAGAAAAUAUGUGGAACCAUCAAAGGAUUCGAGAUCCUUGGUUCGGAUCAGAAUCUUGAUUUGCAUAAAGAAGAUUGUUUGGAUGAUGAACAAAAAACCCCAAGUCCAAGAGUUGUGGAUGAGAGAAUUGGGGAUGUAAGUGAAGAAGAUGUGUUUGCAGAUGCUGUUUGUGAAUUUUCUAGCAGCCUUGUGUCUGAUUCUAUCAAGGGAAAGGAGGAGACAGAAGCAAACGGUAUGGCAAAGAAUGCUACGGAUCUUGGUGAAACUCAGCAUUGCAACAAAAGCCCUGAAGUGGUUCAAGAGAGUUUGGAUGUUCUUCUACCUGUCCAAGUCCUUGAGAAUUUCCCAAGUCCAGUUGAAGCAGCAGCUACAUGUGGAGAAAGCUCAUCCGACUCCCUGAUUGAGCAAUCACGUGAAGCUCAGGCCAUUCAUGACGGUCGUAGUACCAUAUCAAAUGUUGGACUGGAGACAGAACGCAAAGGAAAUGCAGCGGAUGAAUCUGAAUCUAUGUUGGCAUCUGGAAUAGGAAAGAGAGUGGAUACUUCAUCAUGGAACGAUGAAGUGAUUUACUCGGACUUGGAGGGUCCCCAUGGAUUUGCAUUUGCUGUUGAAGAAAUGAAUGCGAAUCCUCCUGGUGAAGCUGACUAUACAACAGUGAGUGAUAAGACUCCUCCUGUCGAAACCAUUGCAGACCAAGUUAUCAACACCAGUCUAUCUGCUCUUGAUGCCACCAUACCUUUGGCAGAAAAUGCUCAUGUCUCUUUACAUGGAACCAAAGGCCUUGAAGAAGACAAGCUUCCCUUGGAAGACUUAGGUAUUGGCAGGGAAGUUCCUUCACCAGACAAAACUGAACCUCAAGGCCAAUCCCCCAGCGCAGAGAACAUAGUGAUGCCUAAGAUUGACCCUGAAGAGGGUGAAUCAUCUUUUGGUGCUUCCCAAGAAACUGUUGAAUCAGAAACCGUGAGAACUUCCCUACCUGCGGUCUAUCCUAUUGUUGCUGUCUCGAAUGCUGAUGUGAGCCAUUCAGACCUCAUUGCUCCAGAGAGUGAACUUAUUCAAGCAAAUGUUGUAGCUGAGGAGAACAGCAGAAUCAGCGAGCACAGUUCUGAAUCCUCUUGUGCUGUUGAACUCUAUGUUUCCCCAGUGUCUGCUGUAUCGGAUGGAGAUGAACCAAGCGUUCAGAAUAACAAUUUACCAGAAACAUCUAAAGACUCCAUCCUCCAAACCGGUGCUGAAGCCUGUGAAAGUACUGAGGUAGAUCCUACUGUUGCUGUCUCGAGUGCUGAUGUGAGCCACUCAGAUCUCAUUGCUCCUGAGAAUGAACUUGUUCAAGCAAAUGUUGUACCUGUGGAGAACAGCGAGCACAGUUCUCAAUCCUCUUGUGCUUUGGAGCACUAUGUUACUCCAGUGUCUAUUGUAUUGGAGGGAGAUGAACCAAGCGUUCAGAAUAACAGUUCAACAGAAACAUCUAAAGAUUCCAUCCUCCAAACCGGUGCUGAAGCCUGUGAAAGUACUGAGGCAGAUCCUAUUAUGGCUGUCACGAGUGCUGAUGUGAGCCACUCAGACCUCAUUGCUCCUGAGAGUGAACUUAGUCAAGCAAAUGUUGUAGCUGAGGAGAACAGCGAGCACAGUUCUCAAUCCUCUUGUGCUGUGGAGCACUAUGUUACUCCAGUGUCUGUUGCAUUGGAGGGAGAUGAACCAAGCGUUCAGAAUAACAACAGUUCAACAGAAACAUCUAAAGACUCCAUCCUCCAAAUCGGUGCUGAAGCCUGUGAAAGUAGUGAUAAAGAAGAUUGCACUACACCUAAUAAUCAGAAGUUGCUGGAAAGUGGAAGGAGAGAAUGCAACAGAGUUGUUGGUGGCUUAGGGGUUAUUCAAGCAAAUGAGAUUGAUGUUAAUGUCAUCAAAGCACACAGCACUUAUGCUGAGGUCCCUGUGACGAUCGAAUCAAAUGACCAUAGAGAUUUUGGGAGGUUGCAGAAUCUUUCAGAAGAACAGAUUAGAUCUCUGGUUUUGAGUCCGCUAGUCACUAGAGACAACACAUCUAAUGCCAUUACAGGACAUAGUGAAGCUGAAAACGAAUCUCAGUCAUCAUCAGUUUAUGUUGGUGUGUCGAAGAACCAAGAGAUCACAACAAGCUGGAGCACAGGAAAGGAGCAGCACGUCCCGCUGAAGAACCUUCUGAAUGAAGCAAGAUCACCAAGGGGAGUAGCGGAAGAGGGAAUUAACAACAUACCGAGAGUGAGUUCGAUACUGGAGCAAGGGACGUCCCCUGAAGACGAGGGAGGGUGGCCAGAGAGAAGAGAAGUGAGUGAGGAGUGGAACUCACCAGCAAAGUAUCCAGUGGAGAGGAAAGUGAAAGGAAGACCCUUUUGGGUGCCAUUUGUUUGCUGUUCCUCUAAGUAAAAGUCUCUCGGUUGUAUAAUGUUAGUAGGAUGAUGAAUGCUUCCAAGGACUUGGUAAUAGUAGUGAAGACUCUCUCUCUCUCUUAUCUACAAGCUAGUUGUUUGGUUCUUGUAGGAAAGCCUUUGUUGUUAUAUGCAGACCACUUAUGCAUUUGACUUUUUAUCAUGACUGAUUAUUUUUGCGUUUUUAUUUAUAGUUUGUUUCUUUUC
This is a messenger RNA of Raphanus sativus (radish), 2879 nucleotides long. RefSeq lists its product as uncharacterized. NCBI's taxonomy places the organism in Eukaryota, Viridiplantae, Streptophyta, Magnoliopsida, Brassicales, Brassicaceae. The transcript has 5 exons. The record is from RefSeq and is a predicted model, not a curated record. The coding region runs from base 142 to 2670 and encodes 842 amino acids.